Messenger RNA from Penicillium argentinense, 513 nucleotides. RefSeq names its product glycine decarboxylase subunit H. The record is from RefSeq and is a predicted model, not a curated record. Gene Ontology annotation, cellular component: mitochondrion; glycine cleavage complex; cytoplasm. NCBI's taxonomy places the organism in Eukaryota, Fungi, Ascomycota, Eurotiomycetes, Eurotiales, Aspergillaceae. Gene Ontology annotation, biological process: protein lipoylation; glycine decarboxylation via glycine cleavage system. The coding region runs from base 1 to 513 and encodes 170 amino acids. The transcript is spliced from 3 exons.
AUGGCCUCCAUUGCUCGCACUAUCCGCCCCUUUGCUUGCCGGGCUCUUGCCCAGAAGCCUUCCUCCCCUGCUUGCUGCACUGCGCCUGCUUUCCGCUUCCCGCGGGGAACCCGGGGCUUCUCCCAGAGCCCUCUGUCUCAGUUGAAGAAGUUCACCGAGUCGCACGAAUGGAUUGAGCUCGCCGAUGGCAGCAAGACUGCCAAGAUUGGUAUCACCGCGUACGCCGCCAACUCCCUGGGUGACGUCGUCUUCGUCGAGCUCCCUGAGGCGGAGCUUGAGGUUGGUGCUGGCGAGCCCGUUGGUGCUGUCGAGUCCGUCAAGUCCGCCUCCGAUGUGCUCUCCCCAGUCGCCGGAAAGGUCAUUCGCGGCAACGCCGUUCUGGAGGACAACGCCAAGACCAUCAACGCCAGCCCCGAGGGCGAGGGCUGGAUUGCUGAGAUCGAGGUCGCUGACCCGGCCGAGCUCGAGUCGCUGCUGGACGAGGCUGCCUACAAGGAGACCAUUGAUGCUUAA